This is a messenger RNA of Entamoeba invadens IP1, 1701 nucleotides long. RefSeq names its product heat shock 70 kDa protein, putative. Lineage: Eukaryota; Evosea; Mastigamoebida; Endamoebidae. Gene Ontology annotation, molecular function: misfolded protein binding; ATP-dependent protein folding chaperone; ATP hydrolysis activity. Gene Ontology annotation, biological process: protein refolding; cellular response to unfolded protein. The transcript has a single exon. Bases 1 to 1701 code for a protein of 566 amino acids. Gene Ontology annotation, cellular component: cytoplasm. The record is from RefSeq and is a predicted model, not a curated record.
AUGUCGACUGAACAACCGAAAAAAACGAUUUCAAUUGGCAUUGAUUUCGGUACAUCCAAAAUUGCCAUUUCAUUUUGUGAUAAAAACCAACACAUUCAAACUGUGACUCUUAACAAUGGAUCAUCGAUCACUCCUGCAUGGCUACGAUUUAUUAGUGACACUCCAAAAUCCAAAAUGUCUUUUGUUGUUGGCGAACAGGCUAAAUACCCCAAAGACCAACUGAAAUACGAUGACACAUUUUACAACAUCAAGCGCUUUCUAGGUAAAACAUUUGAAGAGUUGCAAGACGAGUCGGAGAGUUUGGGCUUUGAGUUUAAUGAAGAAAAUGGCCAUGCUGUAGUUGUAGUUGGUUCUCAACAGCCAAAACCAAAUACCUUUCGUCCCAAAGAAAUUGCCGCUCUUUUCUUCAAAACACUGAUGAACCAGAUAAAAAUGGAAAUGCCUGAUCUUGUAAGACCUAAUAUGUUUGUUGGUGUUCCCGUAAAGAUGACUGCGGAAGCUGUUCAAGAUUUGACCGAGGCUGCCAAGUUGGGUGGUUUUGAAACUGUUGAUGUCAUCACUGAGCCAAUAGCAACAGUUCUCUAUUAUUUGGAUGCAAACAGAGAAUCAGCAGCAAAGAAUUUUAUAGUAAUUGACAUUGGUGCUGGUACCACUGACAUUUCAUGUAUUCAGAAAAAUGCAGAUGGAUAUUAUGAGUCGGUUUACUCUGAUGGAAAUAACGACCUUGGUGGGAACAAUUUCGAUGCAAUUAUAGCUGAAAUGAUCACAGAAAAAGUUCGUGAAAUUGAUCCUUAUUUUUAUAUAAUAAGGCCCAGUGAUUUGGUUUCAGAGCGCUUGAACAAAAGGAGCCGCCUCAAUAUCCUCAAAAAAGUUUCUGAAGAUACAAAAAUUGCGUUUUCCACAAAACCCCAAGUCGAAAUUGAAUUUAAAAAUUUAUUGACAGAAAAUGAUAUGAAAAACACUGUUUUGUUACAUGAACUCAAUAUCAAUGAUACAUUUAAUUUACAAAGAAGUGAAUUUAUUAACAAAGCACAAGACCUUUUUGAUGACAUUAAAGAUACAAUUUAUGGAAUAUUAAAACAUGCAACAGUACAACUCAAAAAAUUUGGAAAAAUAAUUUUAGUUGGUGGAGGUGCGCGUAUUCCAGGUGUUAAAGAAGCUGUAACAAAGGCGAUGACUAGAGUAAACAAAAAUGGCAAUUGUAAAAUUGAAACGGAAGAUAAAAUGACAACAGUUUUUGAAGGUUGUGCGAUACAUGCAUCAAAAAAUUUGGGUACAAAUGUUUUCAGUAACAUCAUUCAGAGAUCGUCUUAUGCAGUUGGACUCAGUGUAAGUGGUGUUUUUGAAACUUUUGUGCCAAGGGAAGUCGUAUUGCCUGUUCACUUUGAGAAAACGUAUGAAUGUGAAAAAGGAGAGAAAGAAAUUGUUUUGAGGUUUUAUAAGACCGAAAUUGAACUAAAAAAGAAUGUUGAAUACAGAACAAAUUGUAUGGGAUUCAAACAUUUAGCAGACGUUAAAAUACCACCUGGCGACUCUGUAAAAAUAGAAGUGGAUGUCGAUUUAAUUGGAAACACUGCAAUCAAAGCAACUCUAAGAAAUGGCCAAGUGUUGAAAGGUGGUAUGCUUGUUGAUACUUCAUCACUCAACAAAGAACUGCUUGCAUUGAAAAAGCAUAUCGAAAACACAAUAAAUUUUAAUUGA